Molecule: messenger RNA, 1998 nt
Organism: Gasterosteus aculeatus aculeatus (three-spined stickleback)
Lineage: Eukaryota; Metazoa; Chordata; Actinopteri; Perciformes; Gasterosteidae
Product: EEIG family member 2
Source: RefSeq, a predicted model, not a curated record
GACCUUUCGGUGACGUCACGGCUAGUCCUCUCGGAGGGUGGGAAGGAGGAGAUUUGAACCUUGAAUCGACCCUCCGCAGGCUGAGCGACCGGCGACGACAAGCGGCGAGCGCAGCGGGGAAAGUGGCCGGUUGCCUGUCGGCUUUACCACUUUUGUCCGCCUCCCCCGCUCCACCUCCCCCCUCGGCCUCUGGGGGAGAUCAUGUCGUUCAUUCUUAUGAAGAAGAAGAAGUUUAAAUUCAAAGUGGACUUCGAUUUGGAGGAGCUGUCGUCGGUUCCGUUCGUCAACGGGGUUUUAUUCUGUAAAGUUCGACUCCGAGAUGGAGGCUUUGCAGACGAGUCGUCUAGGAAAGCAGUCCAUGCCAACUGCGUACACUGGAGUAAGAGGUUCUCCUUUGUGAUUAAGAUGAAUGGCAAUGCCGGGACAGGAGUCCUGGAACCGUGUUUUUGCCGGGUGUCUGUGCGCAAGGAAUUGAAGGGUGGAAAGACUUUUGCAAAGCUGGGCUUUGCUGACUUGAACUUGUCGGAGUUUGCCGGGUCUGGCAGCACUACACGACGGUGUCUCUUAGAAGGAUACGACACCAAAAACACCAGGCAGGACAACUCCAUUCUGAAGGUUGUCAUCACCACACAACUAAUGUCUGGAGACCCCUGUUUUAAAACUCCCCCAUCUACAGCCAUGACUCUAGGUGUCCUACAGGCCGAAGCAGAGUGUCUCCUUGAAGACAGAAAGGGAGGGGACAUGCACGUAUCCCAUUCACUCUCCGCAACUCCAGUAAAGUCUGUGUCAGUCCCAGAGGAGCUGUUGGCGUAUGGUCACUCUAGAACACCCAGCCACGCCAGCGAACAGUCCAAGAUCUCAGGAUACAGCUCGAUUCACUCCAGUUCAACAGAUCUAUGCCAUCGGAGGAGCGCGUCGGGUGGUUCUACCUCCACGGGCAUCGGCAGCAUCAUGGAAACCAGCGAUCAGCACGGGGAGAGCAGGACCACUCCGUCGACCUCUGCAACCUGUCACGCUGCACCUGAACACCACCCAACCCCAACUAAAGUGCCACGACAUCCAGUAAAGCAGAACUCAGUGGAGAAUCAGCUCAAACGAGUUGAUGCCACAAGGGUGGAUGCUGACGACAUAAUAGAGAAAAUCCUGCAGAGCCAGGACUUCAGCCAUGGCGUCUUUGACUCCAGUGCAGAGGAGGAGGGGCUCAGCUUGUUUGUUGGUCCUGGAGGGAGCACCGCUUUAGGAAGCCAGCAUAUGAGGGUCGCAGCUGGAGCCUUUGAGCAGGUGGUGAUCAAGCCUUAGGCUUCGGAAAGCAUCUGCCUGUCACAACGGUGCCAUAUUACACUAAUGCGGGGUAUACAAAACGGAGUUGGAAAAGUGUCAUCAGAAGUUACUCCUGCCUCCAUCCAGGGGAUUUAAUCUAUUUUGUGCAAUUCCUCUGCAUCUGAGCUACAGUGUCUUUGGACUUGGAGAGCCCUCUAGUGUCGAAGCAGUGGAGGUGAAGGCCACAUUUGGAACGUAUUGGUGACUUAAGGAUAUUAUAGUGAACUGACAUUUCUCUAGAACUAAGGAUUAACAUUAAAAUUCUUUAUAUAUUGUUGACCCAUCUCCGUUAUUUAAAAACUAUCCAUAAGUUACCAACAUGCUUUUAUUUUGCUACUUUUGUUUCAUCAUUUUACUGAUUCAUAAGUGGCUAAAAGGGACAGAAGUUCCAUCGAUUUAAGUAACAGAAAACUUGACAUUGAGAAAUUGACAAUGGUUAGUGCACCAUUGUGUGUUGCCUGGUUCCUCUUCUGGUUAUGAGGGAUGUUUCAAUGAAGUUGUCAUGUUUUGUACCUUCGGUAUGAUGUCUGUUUUAUGUCUGCAUGUACGUAUGUCUUUUGUCUGUGAAGUCAUAAUUAAUAGAUGGAAUAUAUUUUUACCACAGAAUUUUGUAAAUCUGCGUAUGACAUGACUAUGUAUAUGUAUAUAGCUUAAAUAAAAAAUACAAUUUAAAAUGUG